CACCCGCACAGCCGCGCGCUUUUGCCUCCAAACCUUUUGCGAGGCUCGAGUUCUCGGCGCGGCCACAGCCGCAGAACCACACCUAGGCCGCUCGAAGACCCACGUAGCUUCCAUCCAAGCUUACCGCCAUGGCCGCGCGCGCGCCGCUCCCCGUACCGCACGCGGCCGCCACCAGCCCGCGACCGGCUGCGGCGUCGAGCCUCCUCCGCGCGAGGGGCCCGUGCGCCUCCCUCCUCUACCCGCGCCGCCUCCGCUUCUCCGUUGCGCCGGUGGCCGCCGCCAAGCCCGAGGCCGUCGGGAGGGCCGGGGAGGCAGCUGCGGCGCCGGUGGAAGGGCUCGCGAAAUCCCUGCAGGGGGUGGAGGUGUUCGAUCUGAGCGGAAAGGCGGUGCCCGUUGUUGAUCUGUGGAAGGACAGGAAGGCCAUCGUUGCGUUCGCCCGCCAUUUUGGAUGCGUGCUGUGCCGUAAGAGGGCCGAUCUUCUCGCGGCUAAGCAGGAUGCAAUGGAGGCUGCAGGGGUUGCUCUUGUUUUAAUCGGACCAGGUACUGUUGAACAGGCAAAGGCAUUUUAUGACCAAACCAAAUUCAAAGGAGAAGUAUACGCUGAUCCAAGUCACUCAUCAUAUAAUGCCCUUGAAUUUGCAUUUGGGCUGUUCUCAACGUUUACUCCAUCGGCCGGUUUGAAGAUUAUACAGUUGUACAUGGAAGGAUACAGGCAGGAUUGGGAACUGUCGUUCGAGAAGACCACCAGAACGAAAGGUGGAUGGUAUCAAGGGGGCCUACUUGUUGCAGGACCAGGCAUCGACAAUAUUUUGUAUAUCCACAAGGACAAAGAAGCAGGAGAUGACCCUGACAUGGAUGAUGUCUUGAAAGCUUGCUGUUCCAUCAGUAGCAGUCUAGCAGAGGCAGUGAACGCAUCGCGGGGAGCCUGGGAAGGCACCGUGCUCCACUCCACUUGUGUCAUCUCGGCGAUGGCGGCCGCAGCAGCACUCAACCGUCUCCUCCCUCUCGUCCUCAUAGCCGCCGUCGUCGGGAGGCACGGGGCCUCCGGGGACGGUGGCUUCCCCAUCGUCUUCACCGAGACCAAGUGCACGCCGGCGCCGACGUGGUCCCGCGCGAACGACAGCGCGUACCGCGCCAACGUCCGGGCGCUCCUCGGCGGGCUCCCGUCCGCCGCCGCGCCGACGGGCUUCGCGUCGACCGACCGGUCCGGCGGCGCCGGCCGCGACCGCGCGUUCGCCCGCGGCAUCUGCUUCGGCGACCCGCCCCCCGCGCUGUCCCCGCAGUACUGCCUCCGCUGCCUGUCCGUCGCCGCCAAGGAGCUCGCCGACGGCUGCCCCGCCAAACGCCGCGCCGCCGUCUGGACCGACGGCUGCUUCGCGUCGUUCGCCGACACCAGCGCCUUGUCGCCCGACGAGGCGGCCUUCCACUACAAGAUCGCGGUCGGGGCCCUCGUGGAGGACGACGAGAGCUCCGCCCGCUUCACCGCCACGCUCGCCGCCCUGGCCGAGCGCCUGGCGCCGCGCGCCGCCGCCAAUGCCUCGCGCAUGCUGGCCACCGCCACGGUGGACGUUCCUCGCGUGGUCGCCGGCAGCUCGAGGACGGUGCAGGUGCACUCGCUGGCGCAGUGCAUGCCAGACCGGCCGGCGGCGAGCUGCGCCCGGUGCGUGCAGGAGUCGGCGCGGGAGCUGGGCAAGUGCUGCUGGAACAUGCAGAGUGGUGGCGUGGCCACGGUGAUCGGCUACAACUGCCAUCUGCGGCUGGAUGUGUCCGUUCCGAUGACGCCGUCCGUGGCAGAACCUCAAUCUAUCCCUGCCCCUACCGUGAGCGUGAGAACUACUGGAGGUCAUGUACGAGGAAAUGUUGCUGCUGUGAAGGCAGCGCAGAUCGUGCCAACUCAGUGUACCGAUGGGCUCAGAAGUUUCGGCUCACCUCACCACUUCACCAACCUAUCUGGCCCGCUCACUACCGGCACAAUCCUUCUCUUCCGGACUCUCCCCAACCACGCCGCAGCAACACGCGCCCAGACUCUAGUCGAGUUCAGCACUUCAGCCCCGCCGCCGUCUCCGCCGCUCAAAGCGCCCAAACCAAAAUCCCCUAGAUUUCCCCACGCCCCCGCCUCCAAAUCUCUCGACAUGUCGGAGAAGAAGCGCCGCGGCGGGGCAGGCGCGGGGGCCGCGUCGGGCUCCGCCUCCAAGAAGCCGCGGGUCUCCACGGCGGCGUCGUACGCCGAGUCGCUCCGCUCGAAGCUCCGCCCCGACGCCUCCAUCCUCGCCACCCUCCGCUCCCUGGCCUCCGCCUGCUCCAAAUCCAAGCCCGCGGGGUCGUCGUCGUCGUCGUCGUCCGCCUCGAAGGCGCUCGCAGCCGAGGACGACCCGGCCGCCAGCUACAUCGUGGUGGCCGACCAGGACUCCGCCUCCGUCACCUCCCGCAUCAACCGCCUCGUGCUCGCCGCGGCGCGCAGCAUCCUGUCCGGCCGGGGCUUCUCCUUCGCGGUGCCCUCCCGCGCCGCCUCCAACCAGGUCUACCUCCCGGACCUCGACCGCAUCGUGCUCGUCCGCCGCGAGUCCGCCAGGCCCUUCGCCAACGUCGCCACCGCGCGGAAGGCCACCAUCACCGCGCGCGUCCUCUCCUUGGUCCACGCCGUCCUCCGCAGGGGGAUCCACGUCACCAAGCGUGACCUCUUCUACACCGACGUCAAGCUCUUCGGCGACCAGGCGCAGUCCGACGCCGUCCUCGACGACGUCUCCUGUAUGCUCGGCUGCACCCGCUCCUCCCUCCACGUCGUCGCGUCCGAGAAGGGCGUCGUCGUCGGGCGCCUCACCUUCGCCGACGACGGCGACCGGAUCGACUGCACGCGCAUGGGCGUCGGCGGGAAGGCCAUCCCGCCCAACAUCGACAGGGUCUCAGGCAUCGAGAGCGACGCUCUCUUCAUCUUGCUGGUGGAGAAGGACGCCGCGUUCAUGCGUCUCGCCGAGGACCGGUUCUACAACCGCUUCCCGUGCAUCAUCUUGACGGCGAAGGGGCAGCCGGAUGUCGCCACACGGCUGUUCUUGCGGCGGCUUAAGGUGGAGCUGAAGCUGCCGGUGCUGGCAUUGGUGGACUCCGACCCAUAUGGGCUGAAGAUCUUGUCAGUGUACAUGUGUGGUUCCAAGAACAUGUCAUAUGACAGUGCCAACCUGACAACACCGGAUAUCAAGUGGCUCGGAGUGCGGCCAAGCGAUCUGGACAAGUAUCGGGUGCCGGAGCAGUGCCGGCUUCCGAUGACUGAUCACGAUAUCAAGGUGGGGAAGGAGCUGCUUGAGGAGGACUUUGUGAAGCAGAAUGAAGGAUGGGUGAAGGAGCUGGAGACGAUGUUGCGGACGAGGCAGAAGGCUGAGAUACAGGCUCUCAGUUCAUUUGGUUUCCAGUAUCUCACUGAGGUCUAUCUACCUCUCAAGCUGCAGCAACAGGACUGGAUUUGAGGACCCUUUCUAUGCUAGAUGAAUAGGUGAAUUUUCAUGCAUUUAUUUGACUACUGCGCUGUGCACUAGAUUUAUUUAUUUAAAAUAAGGUAUUUUUGAGAAUCAGUAUUCCCAUGGGCCAUGGCUAGUCGAAGUCAAAAGGUAGCUCCAAAAUGUUCAGUCAAAAUGCAUGGUUAACUAAUUUCUAUGUUAGAUUAGGUUCUUUAUGUUAGGUUCUUUAGGAAGUAUUGCACACCCCUGACUGAGAGUUUGUAGGAUCAAAUUGAUAAGGGUGACCAAGAUUGCCUCGUAGUACCGUCAGAUGUGGAAAUCUUCUUCUAGCAUUAUGUAUUUGAACAGCAGCUGCUGUGUGUAUUCACUAAUUUUUAAGAACAUGGAAAUGCUUACUUCAGCAUGUAUUCAGAGCAGGUAUAGUGACAGGAAAUUCAAAUGUUACUGUGAUAUUACUCAUGUAUCCUGAGCAUGUAUUCAAAACAAUGUAUUCCAGCAUUUAUGUGCCAACUCCAUGUUUGGAUCAAUGUAGAAUUGGAGCUGUUCACAUGUGUAACUGAGCACAUCAUGGCAUGUUUUUAAGAGGCACAACAAUACAGCCAUGGGCAUCUUGGACA
This is a messenger RNA of Oryza sativa Japonica Group (Japanese rice), 4069 nucleotides long. The record is from RefSeq and is a predicted model, not a curated record. Lineage: Eukaryota; Viridiplantae; Streptophyta; Magnoliopsida; Poales; Poaceae.